GAGGCACAAGCUUUACAGGGAGGAGCUCAACUUGACCUCCCUAGCGGCGCCACUGCCGCUCCGGCCGGACGCCAGUUGGCUCCAGUUCCACCUGGGCAUCAGCCGGGAUGGGCUGUACCCGCGCUCCAGCCCCACCAUCAACAGACUGCUCCGGGACAUGCGAGACUUCACCACCAUCAGUGCUGACUACAGCCAGGAUGAGAAGGCGCUGCUGGGAGCCUGUGACUGCAGCCAGAUCGUGAAGCCCAGCGGGGUGCACUUGAAGCUGGUCCUCAGGUUCCAGGAUUUUGGGAAGGCCAUGUUCAAGCCCAUGAGGCAGAAACGCGAGGAAGAGACCCCCGAGGACUUUUUCUACUUCGUUGAUUUCCAGCGGCACAACGCGGAGAUCGCUGCCUUCCACCUGGACAGGAUCCUGGAUUUCCGGAGGGUGCCACCCACAGUUGGGAGGUGGAUCAACGUCACCAAGGAGAUCCUGGAGGUCACCAAGAACGAGAUCCUGCAGAGCGUCUUCUUCGUCUCACCGGCCAGCAACGUGUGCUUCUUUGCCAAGUGCCCGUACAUGUGCAAGACGGAGUACGCGGUGUGCGGGAACCCUCACCUGCUGGAAGGGUCCCUCUCCGCCUUCCUGCCGUCCCUCAACCUGGCACCGCGACUCUCCAUCCCCAACCCGUGGAUCCGCUCCUACUCCUUCGAUGGAAAAGAGGAGUGGGAAGUGAAUCCGCUGUACUGCAACACGGUGAGGGAGAUCUACCCCUACAGCAACGGCAACCGGCUGCUCAACAUCGUUGACAUGGCCAUAUUUGACUUCCUAAUAGGAAACAUGGACCGUCACCACUACGAGAUGUUCACCAAGUUUGGGGACGACGGCUUCCUCUUACACCUGGACAAUGCCAGAGGGUUUGGGCGGCAUUCCCACGAUGAAACCUCCAUCCUGGCCCCGCUCUCCCAGUGCUGCAUGUAA
Messenger RNA from Mesitornis unicolor (brown roatelo), 961 nucleotides. It is a transcript of the gene FAM20A, whose product is annotated as family with sequence similarity 20, member A. Gene Ontology annotation, cellular component: Golgi apparatus. The record is from RefSeq and is a predicted model, not a curated record. NCBI's taxonomy places the organism in Eukaryota, Metazoa, Chordata, Aves, Mesitornithiformes, Mesitornithidae. The annotation marks the transcript as partial. The transcript is spliced from 9 exons. Gene Ontology annotation, molecular function: protein serine/threonine kinase activator activity.